Molecule: messenger RNA, 907 nt
Organism: Ornithodoros turicata
Lineage: Eukaryota; Metazoa; Arthropoda; Arachnida; Ixodida; Argasidae
Exons: 8
Coding region: 173-889 (238 amino acids)
Source: RefSeq, a predicted model, not a curated record
CUUCCUUUUCAUUGCAGGAUGAGUCCGGGUGCCUUCGCAAUUCUCCGUUUUAUGUCGCUUGAAAAGGGAAUGCAGUGAGCGAAUUCCGCUUGGUCACGAAAUUGGUCGGGCCACGAAAACAGCACGAUCACUACCAAAAAAGAAGACGACGACGUAGAAGAACUGCAGCAAAAUGACUGAGACAAGGAACGUCCCUCCUGUCGAUGUGUCCUCUUCGUCUCCAGGCGAAGAAACACCAGAAUCAGUUCAAGUUAACGGUGAACAAGGGAACCAGCAGCAUAACGGCUGGCUUCUCUACACAUUUGCAAGCUGUGCUUUCGUUGUCUUGGCCAUAGCUGUGGGGAUCAUCAUUCUGUUGCUGACAAGAGGCUAUGAUCCUGACAGUGCAGAAGUGCCAAACAAACGUACCAGGCGAGUUGAGGCCACAACGUCAAAUACCAUCCUCAUUAAUUUAGUGUUGGUACCCACUGAAAAACCAAAGAUGCAACUGCACCAAGUUUGCACCAAAGAUUCUGAAUGCGACGCAGCCGAAUUCCUGACCUGCAGAGCAGACCCAAAUGGCUGGGAGAAAGCGUGUCAGUGCAGUGUUGGCUACAUAGAACACCACAACAAAUGUAUUGAGAUCGAGAUGCGUCCCGGAGAUAUGUGUGACUUGAGACACAAGUGCCCAAAGAGCACUAACAUGAUCUGCGACCGCUCUGCCGAACCCCCUAUCUGCCUCUGCAUGGCUGGGAUGCGCUGGAUCAAGAAUAAGUGUAUUCCUGACUUUGGUAAGGAUUUCUUGUGCAUAACUUGCACACUUGAUAAUGCUCUUAUCUUACAGAAAACCCGCCAACAACAGAAGAUGACUCUGGCUACUCUACUAACAUCACAAGUUGAUCUGUUUUAAAUAUAUUGAUAAAACAUA